This is a messenger RNA of Saprolegnia parasitica CBS 223.65, 441 nucleotides long. RefSeq lists its product as hypothetical. The transcript is spliced from 2 exons. Gene Ontology annotation, biological process: termination of RNA polymerase I transcription; DNA-templated transcription. Bases 21 to 395 code for a protein of 124 amino acids. Gene Ontology annotation, molecular function: DNA-directed RNA polymerase activity; nucleic acid binding; zinc ion binding. Gene Ontology annotation, cellular component: RNA polymerase I complex. The record is from RefSeq and is a predicted model, not a curated record. NCBI's taxonomy places the organism in Eukaryota, Oomycota, Saprolegniomycetes, Saprolegniales, Saprolegniaceae.
CUCACUCGCUAUAAAGCUCGAUGGACCAGUUCUUUGCCAAGCGCGCGACGGCCGGCGGUCCGUCCUUCUGUCCGCACUGCGGCACGAUCCUCGACCUGCCGGAGACCAACAACAUUGUCUGCUCGUCCUGCGGCUACACCUGCCAGUACCAAGACUUGCCGACGCUGUGCACGGUCACGUUCAGCGAGGACCGGCCCGAGCCCAAGUGGGUCAAGAACGCGAUCGUGUCGCAAGAAGUGACGGGCCCCGCGCGCGCGACGGUCGAAGAGCCCUGCCCCAAGUGCAACAACCCGCAGAUGGAGUUUUACACGAUGCAGCUGCGGUCCGCCGAUGAAGGCCAAACCGUCUUUUACGAGUGUAAAAAGUGCGGCCACCGCUACUCGGUCAACACAUAAGCAGCGUCCGGCGACGGCGACAAUCCAAUGGACUUCAUUUACAUGU